Molecule: messenger RNA, 1044 nt
Organism: Leishmania braziliensis MHOM/BR/75/M2904
Lineage: Eukaryota; Euglenozoa; Kinetoplastea; Trypanosomatida; Trypanosomatidae
Product: putative phosphoglycerate mutase family member 5
Exons: 1
Coding region: 1-1044 (347 amino acids)
Biological process (GO): positive regulation of mitochondrial fission
Cellular component (GO): mitochondrion
Source: RefSeq, a predicted model, not a curated record
AUGUCCUUCACCUUCCGCCGGUUCUUUGGGAGUGUCGUGAUCGGCUUUGGCGCAUCGCCGCUCCUUCGCGGAGCCACUGCGGCUCUGUGCGAGACUGUGACGCCCGCGGGGCCGCCUGGAAUGCGUAGCAAAGCCCACAUAUCUGCCAAUGGCUUGGUGAAUCAUCUCUUUGACGACGAUCCGCUACCGACGGAGGAGGAGCUGCAGUACGUCAAGACUUGGGGUGUGCCAUGGGUGGAGGAUUGGGAUCGUCCAGGGGAGCGCGGAAUUCGCGCAGAUCGAAGUGCAUCCCAUCAGCGCCAGAUUAUCAUGAUCCGUCACGGCCAGUACGGAAACGAAAGUAUACAUGACGAUAAAAUCCACAGGCUCACAGCGCUAGGCGAGCGACAAGCUCGCGCAACUGGUGUUUACCUGCGCAAGCUCUUUGAAGAGGGUGAGAAGCGGAAGAAGCUCAACGCCAUCUAUCGUCAGGCUCAGCGAGCCUUCAAAAAAGCAAAGAACGACGGCGCCUCUGAGGAGCAAUUGGCUCAGCUGGAGAAGAAGGUGACCGAGGCGCGUCAGGCGCUGUCUGGCGCGGGUGGCAUCCUCGUCGAUGACAUGCCGACGGCGGUGCAUGUCUCAGACAUGACGCGAGCUAAGCAGACCGCUGACUUAAUUCUAGAAGCGUUCCCAGCAGACGUGCGGCGGUGCCAGGACGUGGACCCGCAGUUACGGGAGCGCAUCCCGUGCGCCGUGCAACCGGCGCGCUCAUUCACCGCCUCCGCUGAGGAUAUGCGCACUGCUGAGGCCGUCUUUGAGCGAUAUUUUCACCGACCUAGUGAGUCUGGCACCACUGUCGAGGUCAUUGUCGGCCACGGCAACAUGAUUCGCUACCUCACCAUGCGAGCACUGCAGCUGCCUCCCGAGGCGUGGCUGCGCACCUCGCUCCCCCAUUGCAGCGUUACAGCCAUUACCAUUCGCGGCACCGGUCAUGUGAGCUUGGUCGGCAUGGGCUCGUACGGCCAUCUACCACCGGAGAUGGUGACGGUGUCGAACGUCAAGUAA